CGCGCCCCUGCCCGUGCGCCCGCCCGCGGCGCUGCCGCAAAGCGCGGCCGGGAAGAUGGCGGCGCGCUGGGCGCUGGGCGCGGGUGCUGCCUGGGCGCGGGGUCUCCUCAGCUGGGCACGGCCAGAGAGGUGGCUGCCAUGUGGGAGCCUUUUGCCUCUGUCCUGCAUCCACACCAGCACAUCCCUGCAGAAAAUUGGGAAGUGGGAGAAGAAGAACAGGAUUGUUUACCCUCCCCAGCUGCCUGGAGAGCCUCGCAGACCGGCUGAAAUAUAUCACUGUCGGAGGGAAAUAAAAUACAGCAAAGAUAAGAUGUGGUACCUGGCAAAACUGAUAAAAGGAAUGUCCAUUGAUCAGGCUCUCGCUCAGCUGGAAUUCAGUGACAAAAAGGGAGCAAAGGUGAUCAAAGAGGUUCUGUUAGAAGCACAGGAAAUGGCUGUAAGAAAGCACAAUGUGGAAUUCAAAUCAAACUUACACAUAGCGGAGUCGCAGACGGGCAGGGGCCGCUACGUGAAGCGCCUGCGGUGCCACGGCAAGGGCAUGUUUGGCAUGAUGAAAAUCAGCAGGUGCCACUACUUUGUGAAGCUGGUGGAAGGUCCUCCUCCUCCCCCAGAGCCACCAAGGACUGGCUUUGACCAAGCAAAGGAAUACGUGCAGCAGCUGAGGAACAGAACCCUGGUUCACACACUGUGACUCACUUUAGUGGCUGUAGAGGUGUCUCUUGUUGGGCAAUGUAAUUGUGUGAAGGAAUAAUUAAAGGCAUGGUUUAGUUAUAUCUUUGGUGCUGCUGGAGCUGGGUGAUGUGAGAAAAAUCAUGGGUUUUUCUUUAUUUGUCAAGUAUGGAAAGUAUUGUCAAGGGUAUGGAAAAAAAGUAUUUGUCAAGGGUAUGGAAAAAUCUUGGAGCAGCAGAUGUUACUUUUUCUGAGUUACUUGGACCACAGCAUUCAAGCUCGACUCUGGACUGUCAAAUCUAAAACAUAUGGUGCUGUUAUACAGCUUGGUGUCUCUGCUAUGUAUGGUGAGGCUUUCAGUGUAAAACUGUGUGCUUGACAGUCAUGUUGCAAGAUCAAACCUCAAACUAAAAUUUGAUGUCUUAAAGUAGUUAAAGCAUUGGAAGAAAACAAGUAAGAGUGGACAAAACCAAGUAAUAAUAAUAUCUCAGAUUAUCAGACAUCAGUUUUUGGCUUAUCUGGGCUGUGACAGCCUUCAUUGUGUGUCUUGGGAAUUGUGUCUGGGAGAGGGAAAUAAAAAAAUCCUUGUAAGUUCAGGCUCUGGCAGUCAGUAGGUGGCAAUAUUUAGUUUGUCAGAGAGGAGGUGGCAGUGAAAACUUCCAGAAUGGUCAAACUCUUUUGGAUUUUGCCCGUGGCAUUAAUAAUCUGAUACAGGCAUGGAGUUCAGGAUGUUCUCUCUGGAAAUUCAUUGUGGGUAACAGGCAAAAUAUGGAGAAAAGCUUAAUUCUGCAUAAAGCUUAAUUCAAUGCAUAAUUCUGCAUUGUCUGGAAACAAAUUGCUUUUGUAGCAUUGAGGAAAAUGAAACACUCCAUGGAUUUCAUAUGGAAUGGCUUGUUGCAUGUACAAACCAGCCUUUCAGAUCUCUGAAAACAAUCCCAUUUUUAUCAUUACUUCCUUAAAGAGAAGAGGACUGAGAUUGAGAGGGGGAAUCUCAUUUCACUCAAGUCAGAUUUUCAAAUCAAGAUGGUCAGAAUUGACGAACAUCGAAACAGAAUGAGCAGCUGCUUGUAGAUGCAAAUGUCUGAUAUUUGGACCUUUCUUUUCCAUUCUGGGAACAUUGGAAUGGGAGAUAGCUUGCUUACCUCACUUGAGUCUUUUUACUGCAACAACUCAUGGUGGCUUUUCUUACAUGUGUUUACUUGGAUCAGUAUUGGCUGAUGGGAAAGGGACAGUUCCUGUAAGGAAACAAAUUAUUUUUAUUGUCUUGACAAAGGCUGGAACAGUGUGAUUUCUUUUGGCUACCAAAGAAAGAGUUUCAUGAUGUUUAGAAGCCCACUGAGAGCUCAGUUCCAUUAAUGGGGCUCUAUUUGCAAUCUGGCUCUGCAGUGCUGGUUCUCUUUCAAACACAUUUCUUGCUGUAAAACCACGAUUUAGUAACUUGCCUGAAAGGUGUGUUCUGAUAAAACUCUCUAUCUCUGCAGUCCCUGA
Messenger RNA from Zonotrichia leucophrys gambelii, 2157 nucleotides. It is a transcript of the gene MRPL22, whose product is annotated as mitochondrial ribosomal protein L22. The record is from RefSeq and is a predicted model, not a curated record. The transcript is spliced from 7 exons. Gene Ontology annotation, biological process: translation. Lineage: Eukaryota; Metazoa; Chordata; Aves; Passeriformes; Passerellidae. Gene Ontology annotation, cellular component: ribosome; mitochondrial large ribosomal subunit. Gene Ontology annotation, molecular function: structural constituent of ribosome. Bases 56 to 691 code for a protein of 211 amino acids.